AAAAAAAAAAAAAAAGGUCAUGUCAUUGAAUCUUCCAACUCUUCGUCAGCAGAUUGACUCGCUUGAUCACAAGCUCAUCACCCUAUUGAAUGAACGUGCGCAAGUCAGCCUUGAUAUCGGGGCUGCCAAGCGACAGGCAGCAGCAGCAACUAGCAAUGGUGACUCACCAGAGGAGGAUAACACUCAUGUUUAUAUCCCUGGAAGAGAGAAGCAGGUUUUUGAAAAGGUCAUGCGGUUGAAUCCUGGUCCACUUGCCAAUGAAAACUUGUGUGCUAUCUAUCGUGAGAUCAUGUCUGCCUCUAUUGCUCUUCAGAAGGAUGUUCUCGUCGCCUAUCUUGGACCUGUCGGUAGCUUCUCACACGAUGCUAGCAUGAAGAGAUUCGGCGACAGUGUGCAAUAUGCUUCGCAAGGAACAAUCGCAGAUGUGUUUGAGGCAGUGGAACGUGGUCGUUGUCAGUAUGGUGUUGUGCCGUUUGAGAACUCAAUUGCUGGAUCAGUCGUACCUACACUAGACAAGUUCAUCAAGUCCAAGGUCAAGAUCAGAGCUGAAACAUAUCUUCCUGUGCACCAUUAUCUUCUCUCCAAGACUUCUGCAGAGGCUGUCCGUCGUGUAUAUUCCCAUCCAGUGGCGUUGGCCCAAUGCCAGACCUUCCUAAAAAACAAUUUCAAGGGAAUCGAAUUGGUCCCGUGUGCCUCAACUUCAGAAGCUGCUCAGUUAGCAUCCAAGGAGAAGUUUGCUGCGGCAAUCUGUAACAAGGUCUGUGCUGAUAUUUAUGGAUUGGACAUUCUUCAUGCAGACAUUGAAGACCAACAAGAUAAUACGACACGAUUCUUUAUAAUUUCAGAUGCAUGGGAUGCACCCACGGCGAGUGACAAGACAUUGUUGAUGUUCACAGUGGAUCAUCGUCUGCCAGGAGCACUCUGUGAUGGACUUAAGGUGUUCAAGGAUCACAACUUGAAUUUAACCAAGAUUGAUAGUCGCCCAUCAUUGCUUAAGCCAUGGCACUAUGUUUUCUUUGUCGAAUGUGCAGGCGUUCAUGGCGACAGCGAGGUGAUGAGCACAGUCAUUGAGGAAUUGGGCAAAUACUGCCUAGAUGUGAAGAUUGUAGGCACAUAUCCAGAUCAAAGACCCCAGGACUUGCACUAUUAACUUUUUUUCCUCCCUUCCUCUAUCUUUUGUCAAAGUGGAUAAGGAUGAUCAUGGUUAAGAAUAAAGGACCCGGGAUAGGCAGAAAUGAGUCAGGU
Lobosporangium transversale is the source of this 1245-nucleotide messenger RNA. Its product is annotated as p-protein. Lineage: Eukaryota; Fungi; Mortierellomycota; Mortierellomycetes; Mortierellales; Mortierellaceae. Bases 20 to 1150 code for a protein of 376 amino acids. The record is from RefSeq and is a predicted model, not a curated record. The transcript is spliced from 4 exons. Gene Ontology annotation, biological process: L-phenylalanine biosynthetic process; chorismate metabolic process. Gene Ontology annotation, cellular component: cytoplasm. Gene Ontology annotation, molecular function: prephenate dehydratase activity; chorismate mutase activity.